CAUCUCUGACUAAACAUCACUGUUUAACCGCAACCAAUGAGCUGCUAGAGAGACAUUUUCCACUGGCGUGGACCAAUCAGAUUACAGAACACACGAGCGCAUGAAAGAUCUUCAGCAGCACGAGCCGCUCAGCACCAGUGUCUGAGAUGGAGACAUCAAGAGUCGCUCUCAUCGCUCUCGUGUGUGUUGUGUUCUCCGGUCAGAAGAGGAUCUCUGGAGCAGAAGUGGAGACGAGAGUCAGACGAGGAGACGACGUCACUCUCUACUCCGACUGUGUUGUGAAAAGUGGAUUUUAUCCAGUGUGGUUCAGGAACUGCUCACAUCAGGAUCAACCUCGUCUGAUGAUCUCACAGUCAGAUGUGAUGCAUGAUGUUUUUCCACGUUACUCGUCUGUGUUUAAUGUCUCCACCAACGUACACGAUCUGCUGAUUAAGAAGGUCACAGAAUCAGAUGUGGGCGUGUACUACUGCGCUGUGAGAGAAAACAAUAUUACAAAGGAUAAAGACGGCGUGAUAAUCAGCACUGCAGUGUUUCAUUAUGGGAACAGAUGGACUCGACUCUCUGUACUCGAAGAAGCUACUGUCUCUCCGAACACCCCGACCCCGUGUGUAUCAGAGUGGAGUGUUAGCUGGAAGCUGGUGUUGGGUGUGUGUGCUGUGUGUGUUCUCCUCUCCUCACUCCUCUCCUCCAUCUGUGUGUACUGCCUCUGCACAAACACCACUAAAGGAGAAAUCAAAGCAGGAAGUGCCAAAAGGACGACUCUGAGCCACGACGAGGUUGGAGACGAGGUCUGUUACGCCUCGCUGGACAUCCAGAACCUCCACAAGAAGAAGAAGAGGAAGAUAAAGAGGAGAGUUCAGCACUCCGAUUUCAGCACGUAUUCAGAGGUCAGGACCGACAGGAGCUCGGGAGACGUCGCUGAAUUUUGAAAUGACUCGUGCAUUGUUUGAAAAACGUUUUUUUUUUUUUACUUGUUUUUUUUAAAACCCUCGACGAUAUUAAACGUAGAAAAUGACUUGAUUUUUCAUUUAUAAACAGUAUAGAAAUCAUUUGAGCUGCAAAUUUGAAAUGUUGCUCACUAUUAAAUUGAUCAUAAUAGUGAUAUAACGCUGAUGACGUACAGAAGGUCUCAGAGCUACACUCUGUCCUGGAGGUGACCCUCUGAAAGAAGGCUUUGGAGCAGUGUAGGGGUUGUGAGCAGCCUCUAGGAGGUAUUCGUAAUGAGGACCAGUACUCACUACACCAGAUGAAACUUGAUGUUGGACUCACCUCCUCCAUCCUGGACCUCCUGCAGGCUGCUUCACAACAUUUGAUUGACUUUCUCGUUGUGCCUUGAAUGUGCUAGAUCACUGACAGAAAGGGUAACGGCAGAUGUUUCCAGGACUCCGAUGCGACGUCCAGCAGUUAUUAUAGCUGUCUGACUAAACAGGCAAAACCACCAGAGCGGAAACGCAGUGAAGGCUUAGGGAGAGCACCAAACCAGAAUCCGCCUGAGGGCCAGGUCACUGGAACGUAAUAAUGAUAAUGAUAAGAUAACGAGUCUUUAUUGAUCACGUAUACAUUACAGCACAGUGAAACUCUUUUCUUCACAUACCUCAGCAUGUUAGGAAGUUGGGGUCAGAGCGCAGGGUCAGCCAUGAUACGGCGCCCCCUGGAGCAGAGAGGGUUAAGGGCCUUGCUCGAGGGCCCGACAGGAGCAGCUUGGCAGUGCCGGGGCUUGAACCCCCGACCUUCAUAUCAGUAACCCAGAACCUUAACCACUAAGCCCCCAAUGCCCCCCCCUGAUGAUCCAAGCAGAGCCACCCUUGAUGGAUCGGAGAGGAGAAGUCAGAUAAGUAGAGAUCCUAAAGAUCUUACAAAAAUUAGAAUUAAACUAAGUUUUCUCUGCCAGGACUGGGGUUACGGGGCUCGACCGCGGGAGCUAGGUCUGGGGAUGCUGUCUGCAGCUGAGUACCUGCUGACUGGGCCACAAAUUUAACCCAAUGGCGAUAUGAAGCCAUCUGGUGGGCUCAUGAAGGGUGGGGGUCAGGUGGAAAUCCAGGCACGUGAUGGACAGUCUUAGAUGGACUAGACCGGUGCAGUGGAUUAAACUGUGGCUGGAAGGCUGUCACGGUGCUAACAUUAGCAUGCUACCUGCAACUAUAGGGUGUGGGAAUGUGGUCUCUCCAGAGGAUGCCUGGGCUUACUCUCUGUGAUAAGGUGAGGAGCUGAGCGGUCUGAGACAACCAUGGAGUAGCUGUUGCUCCUUCGAGUUGAAAGGAGCAACUUGAGGCACCUUACAAGAACACCCCCUCUUCGGCUCCUGGUAGAGCUGGAUCCUGCACGUCACACUGGAUGCAGACUCCGAGAGAGACCCAGGAGCCGCUGGAGAGAUAUCAUCUCACGGUGGUCCUGGAAACAUCUGGGGAGCCCCAGAAGGAGGGGGAAUCUGUGGCCAGGGAUAGAGAAAUCUGGGCUGAACUUUUCUGCUUGCUGCCAAGCAGGUGGAGAAUGAAUGUAUGACCUUUGACCUCUGCUUUCUCUUCUCUAUCUGUAUUGUCAAAACUUUUGAUUAUUACAUGAAAGUAUUACUAGAAAGUCUUCCAUGCAAAAGGACAAAAAUGCAGUGGAGUUAUUAUCUAAAUUUUAUGGAGAAUAUUCAUGUUUAGUAGUUUUAUUUACAGUCUUGACCACGCCCUGCUGAAUUUAAACCUAUUCAUAUAAAAUGUUACUUUGCUUUCUGUGAAACUGUCAUUUGUUCUAAUAAAGUUAACAGUUUGGA
Ictalurus punctatus (channel catfish) is the source of this 2761-nucleotide messenger RNA. RefSeq lists its product as uncharacterized. The record is from RefSeq and is a predicted model, not a curated record. Bases 147 to 929 code for a protein of 260 amino acids. Lineage: Eukaryota; Metazoa; Chordata; Actinopteri; Siluriformes; Ictaluridae. The transcript has 5 exons.